Spodoptera exigua (beet armyworm) is the source of this 1617-nucleotide messenger RNA. The record is from the annotation of a GenBank genome assembly. NCBI's taxonomy places the organism in Eukaryota, Metazoa, Arthropoda, Insecta, Lepidoptera, Noctuidae.
AUGGGUGAGCGCGCGGCGUGCGAGCUAGCGGUGGACACGUUCGUCCCAGCCCAACAUCCGACAGUCACAACUCGGUGUCAACUGAAACCGGGAGCACAGAAACGGGCGGGCACACGAAAGGAGGGGACGGGCCCAAAGUGGGGGCCAAGCGUGGAAUCUCGUCACCCGAUUGGCGGCGGGAAACGAGGCGUGCCCGGGGUGGAGAAACGUAAUCGAGCAAUAAGCCGGGGUUGCGGGGUAAGCGCAAUGAGGCACCGCGACCUCGGCCCAGAGCAGGAGAAGGAACAGGGGGCAAGCUACGGGAGUCUGUGUACGGGAAUGUCGAUGGGCUGGACGUCGCCCGUGCUGCCGCAGCUGCAGCGGCUGGAAAGCUCCCCGCUGCCGCAGGUGCCUACACUGCAGCAGGAGUCAUGGGUAGCCUCGCUUCUAGUGCUCGGAGGACUUUUGGGUCCUCUAAUAACCGUGCCGCUGUCCCGGCACGUGGGUCGGCGGUGGAUAAUCAUGGGGUCAAACAUACCCCUGCUGCUGGGGUGGCUGCUGGCCGGCGUCACCACUAACCUGGAGACAAUGUACGUGGCGCGAGUCAUGUGGGGCUGCGCCACGGGUAUGAUGUUCGCCACUGUGCCCAUUUAUAUCGGGGAGAUUGCUGAGGACAAAAUCCGAGGAGCUCUCAGCGCUUUCUUCCUGCUGUUCAUCAACGUUGGCUUCCUACUGGCGUACGCUAUAGGCCCGUUCACCUCCUACUGGGGGCUGACGGCCACUGGUGGUAUACUGUCAUUGCUGUACGUACCCUGCACUUGGUACAUACCUGAAACUCCAUUCUACUUGGUUUAUAAAGGAAAAAUGGAAGAAGCAUCGUCAAUACUGCAAUCUCUUCGUGGAACAUCCAAAGAGGCUGUUCAAGCUGAGUUGGAAGGGUUACAAACGGUCGUGACGCGGGAGUACAAGGAACCACCUAAGAUAAAAGACCUCUGGGCUUCUAAGGGCAAUGUUAAGGCUUUAGGUAUCUGCGUGUUCCUAGCGAUGUUGCUUCAGCUGUCAGGAAUCGACGUGCUCCUAUUUUACAUGGAGGAACUGCUCAGCAAGGUCGGCACCAACCUCUCGCCCUCCGAUGGUACCAUCAUCAUGGGCGUUGUUCAGGUGGUGACUAGCUGCAUCACGCCAUUAGUGGUAGACCGACUUGGCAGGAAACUGCUCAUGUGGACCACCUCUCUUGGUCUCACCAUCUUCUUAACCCUGAUCGGCGUGUACGCACUGAUGGACUCAUACUACAAGUAUGACGUGACACACAUCGCGUUCCUGCCGCUCUUGUGUCUCAUCGUAUACAUGAUACUCUUCACGUUAGGGGUCGGUCCAGUUCCCUGGAUAUUAGUAGCAGAGAUGUUCCCCGUGAAGACUAAGUGUUUAGCCGGAGGUAUCUGCUCCUUCAUGUGCUGGCUGGCCGGCUUCGUGUGGACCAGGUUCUUCCGCGACGUGGCGGCCUCGUACGGCAUCUACACUGCGUUCUGGAUCCUCGCCGUCUGCUGCGGGAUCGGGUUCAUUUUCUCUGCUACCUUACUGCCGGAGACUAAAGGCAAGACUUUCGACGAAAUACAGGAUAUGCUGAACAAUAGGUGA